Bipolaris sorokiniana ND90Pr is the source of this 841-nucleotide messenger RNA. RefSeq lists its product as uncharacterized. The record is from RefSeq and is a predicted model, not a curated record. Bases 1 to 783 code for a protein of 260 amino acids. The transcript has 4 exons. Lineage: Eukaryota; Fungi; Ascomycota; Dothideomycetes; Pleosporales; Pleosporaceae.
AUGGCUUUCUCAACUGCGUCUCCAUCAGAUUACCGUUUCGCCCGCAUCACACCCCACGACCAUAGCGCUACGCUUUGGAUAAUUACUAUUCUAUCGCCCAUAUAUGCUACCUUAGUCCUCGGGAUACGUCUAGGAUACGCCAAAUGGAGAGCAUACGGCUUUGAUGAUCUUGUCGUUGUCUUGGCACAUGUUGUGGGGGCUGGAAUGUGGGUAACGCUACUGACGUCUAUUGGACAUGGUCUUGGAAAAUCAUACGAUAUCCUUGAUGAUGUAGACAUCACGAGUACAGCAGGUCUUUACAACCACUUGCUCGAGUAUCUGCUGACGCAUCGGAUCCCUCGGAUCCAAGCGCUUACUAUCAUUGACAUUAUCACCGAAUUCUUCACUGCUCUAAUACCAAUUUUGGGUUUAUAUCGUAAUAAAAUGCAUGUUGAGGAUAAGGCUAUGGUCAUGGUGGCCUUUUGCACUCGAAUACUAAAUGUCGUUUUCUCUCUCAUCCACAUGAUUGCAUAUUCAAAAUUUGUCAAUGAGCGCCAGACUGCUAUCCCAAUCGUCCCGACCGUCGUUUGGCAAAGCACUCUUCUAUGUUACAGCCUCAUAUCUACCACAACACCCACACUCAAGGGGUUUUCCCAAGGAUUCAAAACUACUGGCUUAUCUCUAGAAUAUGCUCGAGAUCCAGUAACAGGUGAAAUUAGUGGGGCGCGAACAAGCAUCGCGCUGAGACCCUUCAUGAAGUCAAGGUCAAGCUCGAAUGCUUUGCCUAAUGAAACCAUGUUAUAAUCCCACAGCAUAUCGAUACAAGGCAAUUCUAGAGAAAACUCCAAAGCAGACACUCUAG